AUGUUGAUUUGGAGUCAGAUAAUUAACACAGAUAAUUAGUAGAUAAUAUUAUACGUUUUACUGAGUACUUUGUUUUAAAAAGCUGAUUUUAAAGUAUAAUUUGUGCAAGGGGGGCGUGGCAACGUGUGCUGCUAUAAAGGACUGAAUCGUAAACAGGACUAACAUGGCAGCUUCCCUGCUCAGAAUUGGUCGACUCGGAUGUCUAAAGGCUGUGCAGACGGAGAGUUUAAGCGCAUUACGAAGAGCCCCAGCAGUGACCAUCAAGUCAAAAUCUGGGGAAGGCAAGAAGUCUAAAAAGUCAAACAAAGUACCAGAAAAGUCCACAUCACAAACAUACUUUGAUAUAGAAAAGCUCGUCCAGCACAAAUCCGUUCCUGAAGUCCCCAAGAAGGAGGCUGUAAUACCGGCUGCUGCCGCUGCCACUGCGACCAUUAAGGCAGCAACAACUGCCACCCCCAGUGCUGAGCAGCCUGUAGAUGCUCCUGCACCUAAAAAAGCUGACGCCAAGACUGCCACGGCCUCUGAGAAUGAACCUGUACCAGCUUUAGAAGUCUCGACACCUUCUACAAGCCUUACUGAAGCCGCUCCAGCUGCCGAAUCAAUAAUCAAUACAACUGUUCCACAAGCGGAGGGUGCAGCUCCCCCAGCUGAAGCUUUAUCAAGAGUCGAAACCACGCCCGUUGUUGAAGCUGCACCAGCAGUAGCUCCGCUGGUUACAGAUACUGCACCUGUUGGAGAGGUUCCUAAACCUGCUGCCCCUGAAGCCGCUCCUCCAGCCGUUGAAGCAGCCCACGCAGAACCUACCCCAGAGCGAACAGCUGAAGCCACCCCAGACGUUGCCCCUACAAAGGCUUCAGAUGAAACAACAUCCACAGAGGUCGGCCAGCGAGUAACGGCUGGAGAAACCCACGCAGAAGAUAAAACAGAAGUCGCCCCGGAGGUUCCACCUGUAGCAGAGCUUUCAGCUGAUGAUCUGGUGGCAGAAGCUGUUGAAGCAGUUGUAGAAGCUGCUGCUGAAGUCGUAGCUGAAGUCGUAGCUGAAGUGGUAGCAGACACGAUUCCUGUUAAGGCUGUCGUAGAAGCAGUGGAGACCAUCGCUGAAGCGGUAGCAGAGGUUGUUGCCGAGGCAGCUCCAGUCGAAGCUGCUACUGAGAUGCUGAGGAAAGCAGAAGAGCUGGUGGACACCGGUUCUUCCAUCACAGACGCCGCUGAACCUCCUGUUGAAGUUGUGGAAGCAUCUGAGGCUGGUUUGGACCCCAUUCAGAAACUCUUCCUGGAUGCGAUCCGAGUGUACACCUCACAGAGCAGGUUUACUGGUGGCCUGGUUGAUGCAGGUCCUGAAUACCACAAGGCCCUGGCUGAAGAAACUGCCAAACUACAGAGGUUAUAUGGUGGCGGUGACAUGACGUCAUUCCCAGAGUUCAAAUUUCCAGAGCCAAAACUGGAGUAAACGUCGACCAAUUUAACAGCAUCUACAGCAUAUUCUCAACACUGCCCCAUCAUGUACCCAAGCCUACGACAAUAAUGGAGUCUUCUUCCUGUGUCGCCUUUUUUACCCUUAAUUUUUUUUAAACUGUAAAGCCUGGAGAACUAUUCAAUGUUUAUUAAAGAUUUCUGUUUCUGUUUGCA
Molecule: messenger RNA, 1629 nt
Organism: Trichomycterus rosablanca
Lineage: Eukaryota; Metazoa; Chordata; Actinopteri; Siluriformes; Trichomycteridae
Exons: 7
Coding region: 164-1450 (428 amino acids)
Biological process (GO): proton motive force-driven ATP synthesis
Molecular function (GO): proton transmembrane transporter activity
Source: RefSeq, a predicted model, not a curated record